AGCGGGCAUAUCCUUCUUUUCAACCAACUCUUUCUUCUGUCCUUUCACAGAUACUGCGAACAGUACUCAGCAAUGGCUAACAACCAGAAUCAAUCCGCUGUCGCCCAGAAAUCUAACUUUACCGAUUUAUACAACCAUCAAGACCCGCGGGGAUAUCUUACAACCUUAGCGCCCCUGCAAUAUACAAUCCCGCAGCAAGCGCUACCUUUGUUCCAGCGGCUUCAUCAAUUUUCUUGUCGGGGGACGACCGUUUCCGCAAUUUUAGACAUCUGCUGCUCAUACGGAAUCAAUGGAGGUCUGCUCCGGCACCAUGUGGACAUCGAUACUUGGACCGCCCAUUACACGGGCUCGGAGCUGAAUUCCAAGCAGCAGGUUCUGGCAGACAAGGAGAUCUUUGGGAGUCGGGAACGGUCUUCCAAGCCCGUGGUGUUUGGGCUUGACAAGGCAGAUCAGGCUAUUCGCUACGCCUUGGGCGCCGGCUUAAUCGACGCUGGUUGGGUCGAGGAUCUAGAGGUCCAGGAUCCCUCUCCGGAUCUUCGCAAGGCGCUGCAGGACGUGAGUCUUGUCAUCUGUACGGGCGGUGUUGGCUACGUGAGCUCCCGCACCUUCGCCCGCAUAGUGGCUAGCACUGUGAUUCUGACAUCUUCCUACGACGAGAUCGCGGCUACAUUGAGAGAACAUGGGCUCGUGACGGAGAGGCUUCCGGGUGUUGUGCUUCGCCAGCGCCGCUUCGCCUCUGCCAAGGAGUAG
Messenger RNA from Fusarium redolens, 750 nucleotides. RefSeq lists its product as uncharacterized. Bases 73 to 750 code for a protein of 225 amino acids. The transcript is spliced from 2 exons. The record is from RefSeq and is a predicted model, not a curated record. Lineage: Eukaryota; Fungi; Ascomycota; Sordariomycetes; Hypocreales; Nectriaceae.